Molecule: messenger RNA, 2295 nt
Organism: Cladocopium goreaui
Lineage: Eukaryota; Dinophyceae; Suessiales; Symbiodiniaceae
Source: the annotation of a GenBank genome assembly
AUGGCGUAUGAGCAGUAUGUGGCGGACUACGAACGGGACGGAUUUUUCGUCAUCCCCAGCUUCCUUGCCGACGAAGAACUGGCCGAGCUGCAGGAGAACAUCGAUCGCUACAUUCGCGAGGUCGUCCCAGGGCUGACCGCGAAACAUGCGUUUUAUGUCGAACAGACCCGGCCGGAAACGCUCAAGCAACUGCAGCACAUGGAUAUCGAUCCCUACUUCCGCGACUACGCUAACCAUCCGCGAUGGAACUCGAUGGCCGAGACGAUCCUUGGCGACACGGCCAGGUGCGAGGGCCCGGAAUGGUUCAACAAGCCGGCCGGAACCGAUCAUGCCACCCCGCCGCAUCAGGACAACUACUAUUUUUGCCUAACCCCACCGCAGGUGUUAACCGCCUGGCUUGCUCUCGACGAUGUUGACUCCGAGAACGGCGGACUGAUCUACGUGCAGGGCUCGCACAAGCGGGGCAUUCGCCCGCAUGGCUUGAGUGCGAUGGUUGGCUUCUCACAGGCGAUUGCCGACUAUGGCCCUGACGACGAGCAGCUUGAACGGCCGGUGCGGCUGAACCGCGGCGAUUUGGUGGUGCAUCACGGCGAAACCAUUCAUCGGGCCGAGCCCAACCGCAGCCCCACGCGGCACCGUCGGGCGUUCGCCAUGGUGUUCAAGGGUGAGAAGUGCCGCCGCGACGAAGCGGCAUUCGACCGUUACCAACAGGCCCUGGCCGAAGCGGGGGCCACGUUGGUUACGGCCUCGCGUUCGAUGGAACGCAACGAGGAGUUUGCCGCCGGGCUGCGCAGCCAGGGGCACGACGCGCACGCGUUGCAGUUCGACUUGGAGGAUCUCGACUCGAUCGACCGAUUGCACAGCCUAGUGAUCGAACGUUUUGGGCGGCUCGAUGUUUUGGUCAACUCGGCACUUGCCCGCGACGGGCACAAGGGUGGAUUGCAGGAUCAAACCCCCGAGGUGUGGCAACACUGCGGUACGGGCGACCUGGCAGGACUGUUGCGGAUUUGUCAGUUGUUUGUGGCCGACAUGGCGGAACAGGGCGGGGGAUCGAUCAUCAACAUCUCGAGCAUCUAUGGCGUGGUGGCCAACGACCCCACGAUUUACGAAGGCACCGACAUGGUGCAGCCGCCGACGUACAACUUCGUGAAGGCCGGAAUGAUCAACUACACGCGAUACCUGGCCAGUUACUACGGCAAACAGGGCGUGAGAGCCAACUGCAUCAGCCCCGGCGGGUACUUCGACGAACAGCCAAAGUCGUUCGUCGAGCAAUACUCGCACCGGGUACCGCUAGGGCGAAUGAUGGACAACGACGACAUCCAGGGGGCGGUGGUGUUCCUGGCAUCCGAUGCCUCGCGGUAUGUGGGGGCCGAACGGGUCUCGCUCUGCGAUACGAACGACACGAUUCGCAAAGAACUGGCUGAGCGGUAUCCGCUGUCGAAGGUGUUCGCCGACAUUGGCAAGGCGGCCCAACACGAGUGGGACGCGGUGGCCAUCUGCACGCCGGCUCACCUGCACGUUCAACACGCACUGAAGCUACUCCCCAGCACCCGGGCGAUGCUGAUUGAAAAGCCGUUAGCGAUAUCACUCGACGGGUUAGAACCACUGCUCGAGGCGGCCCGAGAGAAGCCCGUCGGGGUGGCCUAUGUCAUGCGGGGGCAUCCGGCCGUGCAGGCGGUGAAGGAACAAUUGGACGAGGGUCGCAUCGGAGAGCUGAAGCAGGUCACUUACGUUGGGGGCCAACAUUUCCCGACCUUUCGUCCGGCAUAUCGGGAGAUUUAUUACACCCGCCGCGAGACGGGUGGCGGGGCCGUGCAAGAUGCGGCGACCCAUUCAUUCGAUCUAAUUCAGUACCUCGCCGGCCGCUUCGAUUCGGUCUUCUGCGACUACGGGCAUCAAGCCUUGGAAGGUGUGGAGGUCGAAGACACGGUUCAUCUCACCGCCCGAGCUGCGGACAGUCGGGUGAUGGUCUCGCUGGCCCUGAACCAAUUCAUGGCCCCCAACGAGAGCAUGCUGCAACUCAACGGCGACCGGGGCAGUUUGCGUUUGCAAUUCCACGAACACCGCUGGGGGCUCUUCAACCACGGCGACGAAGCGUGGCAGUGGAGCGAACCGCUGGUGAACGAACGCGACGACCUCUUCCGCCGCCAGGCCGAGACCCUGUUGGCCGCCGCCAACGGUAAGCCCGCCUUCCGCUGUUCGCUGGAAGAUGCGCGGCAUACGCUGUGUAUCAAUCUGGCAGCGCUAGAGUCGGCUGGAGAGAAAGUGGUGCCGGUCGAUGGCUUUGGUGGCUGA